AUGACAAGCGAUAAUCAUCAAAUUUUGCAAAAACUCAUUAACAAUUUAUCCGGUGAUCUUCGGCAACUUUCGAAUGAAACAAAGAAAAAGUAUCCUCCUAUCAAAGAGGCAGCUGAAGCAUGCAAUAUGAAGUUACGUGAAUACAGUAUGAUUAGAGAGAAUCUUAGUACAGUGAUGCGUGAUGCUAGCGUCGAACUAUUACAACCGUUUGUCCUUGGCUGUGAUACAAAACAAGUUAAAAUUGUUCAGCUAUGUUUAACAUCGAUACAAAAACUAUUACAACAUCAUAUUGUUAAUCAAUCAUCGGCUGCUACGACGGUGAACAUAUUGAGCACUUUAUGCGAUCUCAACACAGAAGAGUUAAAGAGCUUGCAAACAGUUUUGUUGCUUGUUAAUACAACUUCGGUUGUUGUACAUAGUACGCUAGCAACUUUAUUUGUCAUUACAUUUCGAUUGUGCUUCAGUAAAGAUCCGACGAUUGUUAACACAGCAACAGCAGCAGUCAGACAGUUGGUAACUGCCGUUUACGAUCGUGUUAUUGAAGAAGAUUCACGAGUGCACGAGACACCAUCCACUACAGCAUCUCAGCAAAUCGAACAACCAUUAUUACAAGAUACUGAUUUUAUGAAGCAUCAUUCAAAAGAUUCUUUGAAUGUCGAAAUGUUACGUCCGUACGCCAAAGAUGCCUACUUAUUAUUUCAAGAUUUAUGUUAUUUAAUCAAUGGCGAUCAACCAAUAUGGUUAAUCGGUUUAACAGAAAUAACUCGAACAUUAAUACUAGAAUUAAUUGAAACAAUCUUGACUUACUACUCGCCUGUAUUUCAUCAACAUAGUGAAUUUCGAUUUUUGUUGAAAGAACGUGUAUCACCGUUAAUAAUCAAAUUAUUCUCACCAGGCGUGAAACACAUCAAUAAAAGUGAAAAACUAUUAGCAAACAAUGUAUUAAUGAAUAGCCAAAUGAGUGGUGGAAAUACACAUGAUAGCGCUUAUUUUCCAUUGAUAGCCCGUCUACUAAGAGUUGUGUGCAUUCUAGUUCGUUUAUAUUUUUCAUUAUUAAUUACUGAAUGUGAAAUAUUUUUAUCAUUAUUAAUCAAAUUGUUAGAACAAGAUAAACCCAUCUGGCAACGCUCACUAGCCAUUGAAUGUAUUCAUAAAAUAUUAAUACAACCACAUCUUUUAAAACUGUUUUGUUUAUCUUACGAUAUGCAACCACAUGCGAGUAAAAUUUUGAGAGAUUUAACGAAUGGAAUCAGUUCAUUUAUUCAGUCAUUCUUUAAUAAUUCACUUUCGUCAUCGUCAACUUCAUCAAAUGCUGCUGCGGCUAUUUCAGCUCAGUCGUCUUCUAUGUCCGCAACGGAAAAGAAAGGUACUGGCAGUGGAAAUACAAAAUCCGAUAAUACAAAUUCGUAUCAUUAUCAAAACAGCAGUAGUAGUAACACUAAUACUCUAUUAUUUGUUUAUCGUCAAUUAUAUGUACCACAAUAUGUAACGUACCAACCAGGUCAAGCAAAAUGUGCUUAUUUAGAAAAUUGGGAAAAAUUUGAUUGCCCAUUGAUACCUGAUUCCUACGGUGUUGUUGUUGCUUAUUCAUGUAUGUUAGAACUCGUACGUAAUGUUCAAUUAAUUCUCGCAGGUGAUGAAAUGCGUGUUGAUGUUAUGCCCGGAUCACAAUUAAAAACACCAGUACAAAUUAGACCAUUCGAUAAAAUAACAUUAAAUGCAAAAAAUGAAUAUACUAAAAUAAUGAAUUGUACAUGGUCAGGUAUACUUGCAACAUUUACACUGUUGUAUGAUGUUUGCUACGAUGAUACAACAUGUGAACACAUAUUAAAAGCAUUUCAAACAUAUAUUUCUUUAUGUGGUCUUCUGCAGAUGAAUAUUCAACGUGAUGCAUUUGUUACGUGUCUAUGUAAAACAGCACUGCCACAUCACUACAAUAUUCAUGUACUGAAUAAAUAUAAUAAUAGUACGCCAAAUGGAAGCGGAGAAAUGAAUUUAUUACAAAAAAUAACAUCUUCAUUACCUCGUACAUAUGAGUCAACGUCGUAUGAUCUAGACAAACAACAUGUAGUGAUCGUGGGAACAGCGUUACCGUUGGCGAACGUAUCAACAAGUCAAGCAUCAGUUAUGCUAACAUCGAAAAAUAUUCAUUGUAUGCGUGCAAUUUUGGCUGUUGCCCAUUGUUACGGUAGUAUCUUAGGAACAGCAUGGCAUCUCAUCUUGGAAACAUUACAACAUUUAGUAUGGAUAAUUGGUUUUAGACCAUCUACUGGUGGUACAUUGAAACAUACGGGUGCCACAAAUGACAAUACAAAUUCAGCAAAUUCACCAGUUAUUACCACAGCAGCAAUGGCUGAUUUACCUAUAUUAUCAUCAAUGCUCUCGCGUUUAUUUGAAUCUUCUGAACAUUUAGACGAUGUUGCAUUACAUCAUUUAAUUGAUGCUUUAAUACGUUUGAGUAUUGAAUCGAUGGAAGUAGCUGUUAAUAUUAGAGAACCAUCUUUAUUUGCUAUUGCUAAAAUAUUAGAAACUGGUACAGCUAAUUUAAAUCGAAUUGAUGUUUGGUGGAAACCAAUAUCAUCACAUUUAAUCGAAGUUUGUCAACAUACCAAUAUUCGUAUGCGUGAAUGGGGCACAGAAGCACUGACAUUAUUAGUUCGAAAUGCUUUAGAUCAUAAAUAUGAUAAGAAUUUAUUCGAGAAUGAACGUUUAUUACACAUGAUUAUCAUGUCAUUACAAGAACUAUCAUUAAUUCAGCAUUUUGAUGUUAGACAAAAACAGUUAGAAUGCACUUUAUCUAUAUUGAGAAAUAAUGGACAUGCGCUACAAACUGGAUGGCCAUUAAUAUUGAAUAUAAUUGGUUCAAUAACUCGGGAGCAUACAGAAAAUUUAAUCCGUUUAGCGUAUCAAUGUUUACAACUAGUUGUUACCGAUUAUUUACCAACAAUACCUGUACAAUAUUUAGGAAUAUUGAUUAAAGUUGUUGCCAAAUUUGGUUUUCAAGAACAAGAUUUAAAUAUGGCCUUGUCAGCUAUUGGUCUGUUAUGGAAUAUGACAGACUAUCUUUUCCGAAUGAAAGAACAAGAACAACAGCUGAAAAAUGUAAAUGAUUUUCUGGAUAUCAAUGAAAUAUACGAUAAUUUAACACCCAUAGAAGAAUUAUGGAUGAUACUCUAUCGAAAGUUAACUGAAUUAACCAUCGACCAACGUCCAGCCAUAAGAAAAUCAUCAUCAUCUACUCUAUUUACAAUGAUAACAUCACAUGGACAACUAUUGAGUGAAUAUGCAUGGAAGAUAUUAUUGUGGCAAGUAUUAUUUCCACUAUUUGAACAAGUUGAACAAUUCUUCCAUACAUCAUCAAAAGAACGUGAACAGCAACAGCAACAAAUUCGUUCAAUUAAUGCCGCAUCAACACAAGAAAUAAUGAUGCAUCAUUCACGUGAUACACCAGAAAAACAAUGGGCGGAAACGUACGUUAUGAUAUUAGCCGGUAUUACAAGAACAAUACAAAUAAAGAAAGAGUUUCUAUCCAAAUUAGACGAUUUUCUGAAAGUGUGGUGUGUCUUAUUGGAAAAUAUACAAAAAUCUGCGUUGGCUAAAAAUCCAGAAAUAGCCUUAGCUGCAUUAAAAUGUUUCAAUGAAUUAGUAUGUACAGUCCCAUCGUCAACAACUACCACUACAAAUGUCGUAUCCCCGCCUACAGUAGCUGCACAUUCCAAUAAACAGCAACUACCACUAUGCACUUCGUCUGAUGAUCAACAACUAUGGCAUCAAGCCUGGAUUGUAUGGUUAAAUAUUGGACGUGGUUGUACAAAAUGUCCACCGGAAAAAGUAAUUAUUAUCGAUCGUUAUGAUUCAAAUGUACCAUCACAAAAUUUUUUAACCUAUUAUGUUGACAUAUUUCCGAAUAUAAUACAACACAUAUGGUCAACAGAAUUUUUAUACAAUCAACAAGAUUUUGAACAAUUUUCAUUCAUAAUUGAACGAGUUUUAGCUAUACCAGUACAUUCAGAUAUGGCUUUAUUUUUAAUACCGACCGAUGUUAAUUUAACUCUGUUGCAAGAAUCAGCAUUCAAAGCAAUGGAUUUUAUCAAAAAGAAUCUCAAAGAAUCAUCGUCUCAUACAACACAAUCUCCUUUAUUACCAUUGUUCUUUCAACGUUUACUUAUUUUAUCCUCAUAUGCCAUCAAUGCACCAAUAUUCGAAAAAAUACCAACAGUAAAACAGCAAUCAUCACAACAAAAUGUUAAUAUAAUAAGAAGUAGUGGUGGUGAGCAUUCAAGCAAUGCUAAUUUUGUACCAUUUAGUGAAAAAAUUUUGCGUAUGGCAGUCGGAUUGUAUGAAGAUGUUGCUGAAUAUCCCUCGGUGAUUGAAAAUGGAACAUUGCAAACAAUUAUACAAACGUUACAAGUUCCGUUAUCAAUGAAAUAUAAUUGUCCAUGUACAUCAACGUGGAAAUUGGCUAUUGAGUGUUUUUUUCGUGUAUUAAAAGUUGGCUUAGUUGUAGCAAGAAAAUAUCGUUAG
Messenger RNA from Didymodactylos carnosus, 4524 nucleotides. The record is from the annotation of a GenBank genome assembly. NCBI's taxonomy places the organism in Eukaryota, Metazoa, Rotifera, Eurotatoria, Philodinida, Philodinidae.